Messenger RNA from Poeciliopsis prolifica (blackstripe livebearer), 1260 nucleotides. It is a transcript of the gene mrpl23, whose product is annotated as mitochondrial ribosomal protein L23. Bases 129 to 593 code for a protein of 154 amino acids. NCBI's taxonomy places the organism in Eukaryota, Metazoa, Chordata, Actinopteri, Cyprinodontiformes, Poeciliidae. Gene Ontology annotation, cellular component: ribosome; mitochondrial large ribosomal subunit. The transcript has 5 exons. The record is from RefSeq and is a predicted model, not a curated record. Gene Ontology annotation, biological process: mitochondrial translation. Gene Ontology annotation, molecular function: structural constituent of ribosome.
UUCCCACCACUACAGCGCUCUGCUCUCCCCCCGGAAGCACAUCUAUUCACGUGUAGCAUUUUUCAACCUUGAAAACCAACGUUGUCCAGUUGUUAGCAUUUUAUCUGUCUGAUUAUAUUGCUGCAGCGAUGUCAGCAACAAGAAUGGUCUACCCUCUCUACCAGUUGGGAAACCCCCAGCUGAGGAUCUUCAGGCCCAACUGGUUUCUGACUCUGGUGAGGCCGGGAAAGGAGCAGCCUCCUGACACCGUCCAGUUUCGUAUCCCGAUGGACAUGACCAAAUAUGAUGUGAAGAACUACUUGGAGAAGAUCUAUAACGUCCCAGUUGGAGUAAUUCGCACGAGGAUACAAUUUGGGUCCAACAAAAAGAGGAAUCACCUCAACCAGAAGGUUAAGAAGCCAGAUUAUAAAGUGGCCUAUGUUCAGCUGGCACAAGGUCAGACAUUCACCUUCCCCGACAUCUUCCCAGAAAAGGACUGGACGCCGAAGGAGGGCUCCAUGGAAGAAAUGCAGGAGAAGUUCCUGGAGGACGAGAAGCAGAGGCAGAAACUCGACCCCAGGAGAGGAGGGGUCACCGAGUGGUUUGGACUCUGAACCAGGGGGCCCUUGGAGCAACGUGUAUUGAUUUGAAAUGCAACCUCUGUGAUGUCACUUUUAUUUCACUGCUGAAACACGAGCGCGUAGCGAAAAAGAGCAAGUGUGUGUGUGUGUGUGUGGGAUAUGGCAGACAUAAGUUCAGUGUGUUUGUGAGGUCGGAGUCCAAGAACCAAAAGACAAGAGGAAUUGGAGAAGGAGGCUUUGUCUUUAAUGACACAAGCCCACCACACACAUUGUCCAUCACCUCAGAUAACCCCCUCUUCUUUCUCGUCCUCAUGUUCUUCCCAUACAUAUGUCACAUUUGUUUCUUUUCGUUUUUUGUUUUGUCGAAGUAUCCUUCUUAUCUGUCAACCCUGUUGUCUCACUUCUCUUCAUCUUCCUGCGAGAUACUUGAUCCUCAGCCCCAGCAGAAAGCAGCAACUGUGUGUGUGUGUAUAUAUAUAUAUAUAUAUAUAUAUAUAUAUAUAUAUAUAUAUAUUCCCAGCUGGUUGGAUCCAACUGCCUGAACUGUCACAUCAUUUCCUUGUCUUGGAUUAAUUACCUAGAUUUGGUAAACAAAAGAUGGGAUGUUGUUUCAGAAAGCAGAUAUGUGCAGUUUGCAGUGGCAUCAUUAUAUUUUGUGGUAACAACUAUUGCCGUGACCAUAAAUAAAGCCUUUACCCGA